Cladocopium goreaui is the source of this 648-nucleotide messenger RNA. NCBI's taxonomy places the organism in Eukaryota, Dinophyceae, Suessiales, Symbiodiniaceae. The record is from the annotation of a GenBank genome assembly.
AUGCACGAGGUGAGUGCUGAGAUGAAGAGCCCCAGAGGCAUGGUAUCAGACGAGUCUUCACGCAGCGGUGUGUUAGUCGCGCUGCAAAAUAAUGGACAAGCUCUGCAGCAAGUUCCUGCAUUCAAGGAUGACAAAGAGCUGGUGCUGGCAGCAGUCCGACAACAAGGGCUCGCCUUGCAGCAUGCCUCUCCAGUCUUGCAAGCAGACGUGGAGGUUGUCUUAGCCGCAGUCAAGCAAAACGGCUUGGCCUUACGAUCGGCUUCCAGAACCUUGAGAUCGGACGAUGGCAUAAUUUUGGCGGCAGUGAUGCAGAAUGGCCUGGCCCUAGAGCACGCGAGGCCAAGUACAUGCAACGGAUGGGCAAUCACAGUGGCAGCGGUGAUGCAAUGCGGCUCCGCCUUGCAAUUCGCACCAAGCCCAUUGAAAGACUGCAUCGAAUUAGUCCUUCUCGCAGUACAGCAGGAGCCUGCUGCGUUGCAGCAUGCCUCACUGCGGGUGCGAAAUCUCCUCUCUGCUGCCAUUGGCGGCACAGAGAUCUUUGGAGACAGUGAUGAGGUUUUGGCUUCGCCCACUGAAAGUACUGCCUCUGAGCUGGGAAGCGAUGCCAUUGAGAGUAGCGAUGAAAGCUGUGCUGAACUGGACUUCUGA